Aspergillus udagawae is the source of this 3366-nucleotide messenger RNA. RefSeq lists its product as uncharacterized. The transcript is spliced from 5 exons. Lineage: Eukaryota; Fungi; Ascomycota; Eurotiomycetes; Eurotiales; Aspergillaceae. The coding region runs from base 1 to 3366 and encodes 1121 amino acids. The record is from RefSeq and is a predicted model, not a curated record.
AUGAAGAACGACCCACGUUCAGCGAAGUUGAAAGGGAAGCGCUCAGCUCCCAAUCUCAGGACAAAAAGAAGUGCCAUAAAUAUUCCUGCCAGCGGCAGAUCGCGUAAGGCAAUCAAGGAAAACUAUGUACCAGGUGUUAGAAGCAGAGCAUCAGCACCGAACUUGAAGCAAGGUGCGAAUGAGUUGCCUCCCAGCGAGGUCCCCGAGAGCCAGAGCAACGAAUCGAAUGGCAAGCAGGAUGGCGAGUCCCAGCCGAAGGAAGCCCCACGAUUUAUGCUGUUCACUCCGGCCAAGAUUGACCCUGUCGAGUAUCGGCCACCGCGUCAAUAUACAGGUCCUGCUAUUCCUAAGAUUAUGGGGAUUGAACCGCUUUUCUUUCGGCCAAAACCGGUCGAGAUCAAGAAAGAGUCACGAAAAGAGAGGAUGCUGAAGGAGAUCAGAAAGAGGUAUCAAGUCAGGAAAGCCCGCGUGAGAGGUGUCGUGAAGAACCUUAGCAAUAUCAGAGCGCUCAGGACGUUGCAUGCGCUGAAGACUUCUGUAAAGGCGAUGCGUAAGGAUGCGCAAGAACGACUUCUUGAGGUACGUGUUGUCAAGGACAUUUGUCGAAGCGCCAUCACACUGGGGGACUGUCGAAGAUACUCUGAAAUCUCAGUGUACAGCAGAGCGGCAGAUUCUCCGAAGCUCGCAGAGCUUUUCCCAGAGGCUGGCACUAGUACAAAGGUCGAAGACGGCUCCGGCCCUACGAAAGUGAAUGAAGACGAGGACUGCACAGUGCGCCAGUCCCUGUUGUUCUUCUCAGAUGUGGCCUCUCUUAUUCAAACACAUCCCAAUUUCAGAAACCCUGGCGAAGGCAUCACCCAAACUGAGACUUUAGCAACUUCCUAUUUCCUUCAGCACCAGAAUAGUCGUCCACUUUCACUCUCUUCAUCCAUCCUUCAAUAUCAUACUUCUCCCAAUAACGUACACGAGGUUUCACCUCGAUCUUCUUUCUCAGAUACUUCUUCUGACCUAACCAUCACUCCGCUGAGAAUCCAGAAGAAAGCCAGGAUGCCACCGGAACCAGGUUCGGCGUCAAAGGACCCCUUUGUUGAUUCUUCGACUGGUGGCAAUCACACCGCAGACGACACUGAUAAUCCGGGUUCUGAUGGAGUGGUGGAGAGAAUCGCAGAUAACGCUGUAUCCCCUGCAAAAUCAGACCAAGACAACACAAUCUCUUCUGAGUCUGCAAGACGUGAGGCUCUCAAUCAAGACAAAAAAUCUACCAAAGAUACACCUCGACACGCAAGCCAUGGAACCCGUAUCCCUGCCCCGGCUUCCCAGAAGUUGGGCACUGGAGGAAGCCAACAGAAAGGCACGCGAGUGACUUCUGAGCACCGCAGCUCAAUUCCUGUUGCGGUCCGCAAGGUUGGCACGGAGCAUCAGAAUAUGCCUGAAGGUGGCUCUACUGGACAGGAGGCUGGUGAAACCCGUGUCGCUGAAAGUACUUGCGAGCGUCAUGUGUCGCCUUUUCAGCAUCAGAUCAAUACUCUGUGGGGGUAUAUACGAGAUGAAGACAUAGCAAACGAGGUUUCCCGCUAUUCAUCCACAUCGUCCUCCAGUGGCGACUGGGAUGGUGAGCAGGAUGAUGACGACGAGCUUGAGAGGCCCACCGGUUACACUGGCGAUAAUCGUCGGCAAUUCGAGCGAUCUGCUCAAUGUUUCUACGGGCCACGUCUGCAGAUCGCGGCGUCGGCGGAAAACGUCAUCAUGGGCACCCCGAAGCUGUCUUCGAUACCGUCUCCUGAUCUAAAAAGAGACGUCCCCUGCACUGCGACACAGGGUAGCCCUCACAACGCACGCCUCGGUGAGCUGAGUUCCAGAUCGGUUGAAGGAGGUCAUGAAGCAAAGGCUAGCCCUGCUAGAACCCCUGAAGCUUCUCGUAACUUUUGCCGCCCGCGGCCAUCUCUUGAGAAUAUCUCCAGAAGGGACUUCAGUGGACAUGAGAUUUCUAUUCCACGAAAGCCGGUGGGCAGCCCAAGCUUAACUGAUCUCCACAAUCCCAGUCCGAAUGGACUUCAGUCUCAGUACGUGGUGCCUACGGUGCCUAAGAUUCCCGAUGAACAUAGUGCCUUCUUGAACAAGGACAAACCUUUGCCUGAACUGAAAGCUGGCCUUGUCCGUAAGGGUACUGGCCAAGAAUCAAAAGAAAUCACCGGGUCCAUGACUGGUGGUGGUCUUUCGGCGCAUGCGAGGGUCAAGGGGGCAGCAGCCGCUGACAGCCCGCAUCCCACCCGGACGUCCUCUCUACAGUCGGUUCCCGCUAGCCAGGGAGAGUCUGCCGUGACCACUCCUCGGACUCCCAAUAUACCAAACCCAGGCGGCGGAACGGAUUUGGAGCGGACUGUGACCUUCGACGAUAUUGUGCCGGAAAACAAACGUAGCACACAGCGCGGAAAAGGCCGCUUCCCAGACUCGAGGAGCAAUCGCAUGCUUGACAGCUUCCGCAACAUUUUCAAGCAUAAAAAUGCCGCUGAUAAAGCACGUAUGAAGAAUGAGGAGAGCACCGACGCUGAGGUAGAAGAGUCUGGAGACCAGACUCAAAGCGGCGCAGUCGAUCGUGUUAAUAAGGAUGAUGGUAAACUGGAAUCGGCAAUGGCAGCCUCUAAGUCGCGAAUCAAGUCCCCCAGGGUGCCCGAACGAGCCGGUUGGAGCAAGGGUGCUCGCAGCAUUAGUGUCCCUAUCCAUGUCUCUCCCGGGGCCUUCCCGACUCCUACUUCCUCAUUAUCUUCGAUCCCGGCCCUUUCACCACGUGUCUAUGAGGAAUACCAGACUCCCUCGUUUGCUAGGCCUACCAAGUCAGCGCGUACUAGAGCGGCCACAAACCCUAGGUUGCAAACGCCAGUUGCUGCAGAUGGCCGGUCCCGGAGAAGUUCAGCGAUGGCAGCUUCUACUGGGAGCCCGCAGCGCUCGACCCGUCUUUCUCGUCAUCUCAAUGCAGUCACCGGCUCCAAGAAGGCAUCACAGGCCAGAAAGAUCGCAGAAGAACAGGUAGCGAUCUCUAAAUCUCCUGGCCCUGCUCCUUCCCAGACAGCCCAUGCCUCGAAUGCAGAUUGGUGGAAUCUUCCUAAGGAGCAGAAAGAUGAGGAGAUCUCUGCCUUCAUUCCUCAAAUCUUCCGAGAGAUAUGUGAGGAGACGGACAGAAAUAAGAGAGCAGUGAUGCUUCGGGAAACUCUGUCGCUCAAGCAUCAACUGGAUACUGUGAACAACGCGCGUGCGGUUGUUACAGAAGCCGAGGAGACGCUACGCAAGAAAUUGGAAAAGAAAACCGUUGCGGAGCGAACUCUCUACGAGAAGUUCCUUCAAGCUCGGACCAAAGUCGCCUCUUAG